This is a messenger RNA of Vitis vinifera (wine grape), 1888 nucleotides long. Its product is annotated as integrin-linked protein kinase 1. Gene Ontology annotation, biological process: protein phosphorylation. The transcript is spliced from 12 exons. The record is from RefSeq and is a predicted model, not a curated record. The coding region runs from base 264 to 1652 and encodes 462 amino acids. NCBI's taxonomy places the organism in Eukaryota, Viridiplantae, Streptophyta, Magnoliopsida, Vitales, Vitaceae. Gene Ontology annotation, molecular function: protein binding; protein kinase activity; ATP binding.
CAGUUAACAUCCGCGUCUGCCGAAAUCCAAUUCUCUCACGCUCCACCAACGCGUGACGCUCGCCCACCCGCAUAUCUUCGCUUAUUCAAAAAAUCGUCAACAUUACUUACCACUGGAUAUUCCAACUCUUUUUCAAUCUGCCAACUUUUUUUUUUCCUCUCUAGAUCCAAAUCACCACUUCUUAGGUUUAAUCUUCCAAAUUCGGAAGUUUUUGGGUUUAAGCUCUACUCAAUUGAAAUAAUCGUCUGUUUUUUUGGGUUCCGAUGGCUGUGGAAUCGAAGACGGCGGUGAGGUUCACCUUGGGGAAGCAGUCGUCCCUGGCGCCGGAAAGGGCCCGGGAUGAAGCUCUGACCGAAGGUGAGCAGGGAGAUGUUGAGGGGAUUGAUCCCAGGGUCAGGCUGAUGUAUCUGGCAAAUGAGGGCGACUUGGAGGGGCUGCGCGAGCUUUUGGAUUCGGGAAUGGAUGUCAAUUUCAGGGAUAUUGAUAAUCGGACGGCUCUCCAUGUGGCCGCGUGUCAGGGCUUCAGCGAUGUGGUUGAGUUUUUGUUGAAGAAUGGGGCUGAAAUUGACCUCGAAGAUCGCUGGGGAAGCACACCCCUUGCAGAUGCAAUACAUUACAAAAACCAUGAUGUAAUCAAACUUCUGGAGAAACAUGGUGCACAACAUCUGAUGGCUCCCAUGCAUGUAAAUAAUGCCCGUGAAGUCCCAGAGUAUGAAAUUGAUCCUAAGGAGCUUGAUUUUACAAACAGUGUUGACAUAACUAAGGGAACCUACCGCAUUGCAUCAUGGCGUGGAAUUCAAGUUGCUGUAAAAAGGCUUGGGGACGAAGUGAUAAUUGAUGAGGAUAAAGUGAAGGCAUUUAGAGAUGAGCUUGCAUUGCUUCAGAAGAUACGACAUCCCAAUGUAGUCCAGUUUCUGGGUGCUGUAACUCAAAGUAGUCCAAUGAUGAUUGUGACAGAAUAUUUACCCAAGGGAGAUCUUCAUGCAUUCUUGAAAAGAAAAGGAGCAUUAAAAACGGCCACAGCUGUGAAAUUUGCGCUUGAUAUUGCAAGGGGAAUGAAUUAUUUGCAUGAGCAUAGACCAGAAGCAAUAAUUCAUCGUGAUCUAGAGCCUUCAAAUAUAUUGCGGGAUGAUUCGGGACAUCUGAAAGUUGCAGACUUUGGAGUUAGCAAGCUGCUGAAAGUUGCUAAUACAGUUAAAGAAGAUUACCCUCUAAUCUGUCAAGAAACUUCUUGUCGAUAUUUGGCUCCAGAGGUUUUUAAAAAUGAAGCUUAUGAUACCAAGGUGGAUGUUUUUUCAUUUGCUCUAAUUCUACAAGAGAUGAUUGAGGGCUGUCCACCUUUCAGUGCAAAGCCAGAAAAUGAGGUUCCUAAAGUAUAUGCUGCACAAGAGCGACCGCCUUUCAGAGCUCCAUCCAAGCUUUAUUCUCAUGGACUUAAAGAGUUGAUUGAGGAAUGCUGGAAUGAGAAUCCUACGAAGAGACCAACAUUUGGGCAAAUACUUACUAGGCUGGACCGCAUUUAUAACCAUCUUGGUCAAAAGAGGCGUUGGAAGGUUAGGCCAUUGAAAUGUUUUCAGAACCUGGAAGCAAUGUGGAAGAAAGAUCAUUCUGAUCUAAGCACCUCCAGCCGUUCAUCUCGUCCAAACCGGUAGUAAAUGAAUAGCAGGGGAUUUGUGUGCCAUAGUUUUCUCUUCCCAACUUGGUGAUAGAACUGUGAAGUUUGGUUUAUGUAGCGUGGAAAACACAGUUUCUUCAUUAAAAUAGAAACUCACCCUUUUUGCAUUUGUGGGCUGAGAACUACAAUUCAUGUGGCAUAUAUUGCUAUAAAAAAGUGGAUCCGUUUAUGUAAAACCGUGUAAUAAAAUUGCUUUGCAUUUUUAGGUAUCAA